CUCUCCCAUGGUUUCUGAUGGCCUUGAAGCCUCAGUGGGCCUUGCGAAAGGCCUUAGCCCCAUGACUUUGCUAGAAACAUAAUCUGGAGGAAGCCCAGCAGCAGCAAGGGCAAGCUAGCUUCCCUUACGUCACUCCCUACCCUUUCAGAAAGCCUAUAGCUUCGGGCCUCAGGCUACACGCUGGUUUGUUGACCCGGAAGCAAUUCACGAAGUGGGUGGUGUUACUAUACCAGUUCCGGUGCAUCUGCAUCGCAGUUGCGUUCAUUCGUCGCUUGCCAGUCGUCUCUUUCGGACUUGGGCAUCUGGAGGUGGCAUAGCUGUUCCAGGGCACCAUGGCUGAAGAGGAAUCAGAUAGCAAGGAGAGGCAGAGUGAAGAAAUCGAAGCAAUGGCAGCCAUUUAUGGCGAGGAGUGGUGUGUCAUUGAUGAGCAAGCCAAAAUAUUUUGUAUUAGAGUUACUGACUUCAUGGAUGACCCCAAAUGGACUCUUUGUUUACAGGUGAUAUUACCAAGUGAGUACCCCGGUACAGCCCCGCCUGUUUAUCAGUUGAAUGCUCCUUGGCUGAAAGGGCAAGAGCGUGCAGAGUUGUCAAACAGCCUUGAGGAUAUCUACGUACAGAACAUUGGUGAAUGUAUUCUUUACCAGUGGGUGGAGAAAAUAAGAGAGGCUCUGAUACAGAAAUCUCAGGUAGCAGAGCCAGGCCCAGAUGUCAAGAAGAAAACUGAAGAGGAAGAGGUUGAGUCCGAAGAGGAACCUGUUCUGGUACAUCCGCCGGAAACUCCAGUUAGCACAGUAGACCUCAAAAUCAGCGAAAGCACAUCAUCAGAAACAGAAGAAUUGCCCCCAGUUGCUCAUGGCGUUCCUAUUACAGACCGAAGGAGCACUUUCCAGGCACACGUGGCCCCGGUUGUCUGUCCUGAGCAGGUGAAAAUGGUUCUUGGCAAGUUGUAUGAGAAUAAGAAGAUUGCCAGUGCUACCCACAACAUCUAUGCCUACAGGAUAUUCUGUGAGGAUAAGCAGACCUUCUUGCAGGACUGUGAAGAUGAUGGAGAAACAGCUGCCGGGGGCCGCCUUCUUCACCUCAUGGAGAUUUUGAAUGUGAAGAAUGUCAUGGUGGUAGUGUCCCGCUGGUAUGGAGGGGUUCUGUUGGGACCUGAUCGUUUCAAACACAUCAACAACUGUGCCAGGAACAUCCUGGUGGAGAAGAACUUCACCAACACCCCUGACGAGCCAACUAAGAAUUUGGGAAAGAAGAAAGUGAAAAAAGACAAGAAGAAGAAUGAGCACUAAUAUGUGAACCUGUGUGAAAGGUUAAUGUUCCAGCCACUGCGUGCAGGUUCCCAGUGGUCAUGGAAUCCAUUAAGAUAGCACACUGACAGCUCGUCAGCCAGUUCAUCAUGGUCACACCAGCAUCGUGUUUCCUUCUCUGGUUCCACCAUCUGCCAGAACUAGAGUCUAGAGCAUACCCACAUGUGUUUCACAUUUCUUUGGGAGAACUGCUGUGAGCUUAUUUGCCAUUUCAUAUAAUGCUAGGAAGUGACAUGCGCACAGUGUGGUUCCUGAGCUAAAUGUCCAUUUCAGUAUUGUCAUGUGCCUUUGUUAGGUGGGAAGACGUGUCUCCAGAGGACUAGAAAUGCCACCUUUCUUGUGAUAGAAAUUGCCAUGCUGUCAAAUGAGCAUCGCUUUUACUGCUCCCAAGAGCUUGGGGGCGCAUUGCAGACGGAGGUCUUGGGGAGUCUUUGUCUUGUGAUUUCACAAGAUAGCCACACUUCCUUUCAUAGUAUUCAUCCUGGAGUAAUAGUUUCUGUGGAAACCCAGGAGCAUUCAUCUGUGAUCAUGUGCCAAAGUGAUAGUUUACAUACUUGCUAGUCCAAGUGUUACUCCUUGGUUUUGUUGCAAAUUGGUGAUCGUGAAAUUUCAAAAAGUUAUUAUUUUUUAGUGGCUGCCUUUUGUUGUUUGAUUCCUGUAGUGACGCAGUGAGCAUUCAGGCUCAGUAGUCCUUCUGUCCCUUAAGUGUGCCGAGGUAACAUUCCGGUGUCCCUGAAUGACCUGGAAGCACUUCCUUGUGUUCUUCCCUGUGCUCUGGUCAAUCACUUGCAGAACAAGAUGGAGGCAGCAGGACAUGGGAGCGGACUGGCAGCACCAGUUAGAUACACAUUUGCCAUUUGAACUCUGGCCAGAUUUCUUUUAAUUCUGUGACUUUUUUUUUUGAGAGAUAGAGGGAUAAAUCUUUUGACUAGAUAAAAAACUCUUUCCCUACAAAUUUUUGUCUAAUCUCCCUUUUUAACAAGUGUUUUUUAUUUAAUUUUUUUUACCUGCAUAUUACUUGUAUUAAGACAGAAAAAUUACCCUUUGUAGGUAAGCUGUACCCUGUUAGUUUUUAGAAAUAAUGCCAACAAUUACCAAAUUGAUAAAGUGAUCACAGACUCGUUUGACUCCCCUCCCAAGGAAGGGUCAGGUGUUAGGAGAUAGCUUUGGGAGAAUGCUGGCGCAUAGAAAGCCUCCCAAGCUGGGAGAUGUUUUUCUCUUAAUUUUUAAGCUUGAAAGAUCCACAUCCUCACUUGGUAUUUUAAAUAGGAAUCCAGUAGCCAGUUUUACACUAGAGUGGGUUCUGAGACAGAAGUCUUAUUUUCAACAUGAUUUAAUGUUGUAAAUUAUCAAGAAUUAUAGGAUGACCUAUAUGUGUGUAUUUGGAACACUUACCUCUGUUUCCAUGAAAUGCUAAGUAUAUCCUAUGUAUUAAUUGUUACAGAACUUAGACAGUAUUUGCUAAAGAUAAUGAUAUAAUCUUGACAUUUCAGACCUGUGAAAAGUGAUUAAAAACACUAAGAAUUUUAUGCUGCAGAAAAAAGGAGUUAAUUUUCCUAGCACACUGGAUUAGAAUUUCUUUCCUGGUGUUUUGUCUAAAGUGUAUUAGCGUUUACAGAAAAAGACAAUUUUUUAUAUCUCUGAUCUCAUUUUCCUUCACUUAAAAAUGUACUUUUCCCUCAUUUUACAAGAUUACUAACCACAUUUUAUGGGUUGAGAUCCUUAACCUUCUUCACUGCAGGUGGGAGGGGAGAUUCCAAAUUCUUCAGUUCUAACUCCUGAAAUUACGUAUUUCACAUACCAUCAAUGCAAAAUAAUGAUAACAUAUUUUUCUCUAUUAAAGUAGAGAAAAUCAUGUAGAGAAUUUUCUAGUUCUCCAAAUUAUAACUUUCUAAAGCCAGGCAUCUGCUGUGGCAUUCUCUAUAUUAUAUUAGUUGAAAUGUUCUCCAUAUGCCAGUAUAUACGAGCAAAUAGCGUGUACUUAGAUGGGCAAAGCAGAAGCUGCUUAGGGAGGAGUCUGGAUCAGAGACAGGCCGUCAGAGCACUAAUGACAGGACAAAUGAAGCAGAUACUGUUUACAGGGCAGGUGAGUGAUACUGUAAUCACUUCAGUGAAUUGUAAUCACAUCCAGUCCACUUAAGAGAUGACCAUAAAUGGUGUAUACAGUUUUUAUUUUUUAUUAUGCAUGAUUUUGUAUAUAUGGCUAUUUUUCUUUCCGUAAAAAUGGUAUUAAAGCGUAUAUACUGUUUUGUAUCCUACAUAUUUCAUAUAGAAGUAUAUUGUUAACAUUUUCCCACAUCAAUAAAUAUUCUUCUAUGGCUUAA
Apodemus sylvaticus (European woodmouse) is the source of this 3631-nucleotide messenger RNA. It is a transcript of the gene Impact, whose product is annotated as impact RWD domain protein. Gene Ontology annotation, cellular component: cytoplasm. NCBI's taxonomy places the organism in Eukaryota, Metazoa, Chordata, Mammalia, Rodentia, Muridae. Gene Ontology annotation, biological process: regulation of translational initiation. Gene Ontology annotation, molecular function: protein binding. The transcript has 11 exons. The record is from RefSeq and is a predicted model, not a curated record. Bases 333 to 1289 code for a protein of 318 amino acids.